Rotaria socialis is the source of this 1935-nucleotide messenger RNA. The record is from the annotation of a GenBank genome assembly. NCBI's taxonomy places the organism in Eukaryota, Metazoa, Rotifera, Eurotatoria, Philodinida, Philodinidae.
AUGGCAACAAUAGUGCAACAUGCCAUAAUGACCGAUGAGUUUGGCGAAACAGAGCCAAUUAUAAAACUUGAAACCGAUGAAAAUUGCCUUGACUUUGACGAUGAUGUUCAUGGAAAUCAAGCGAUUAUGGCUCUAGGUAUCAAUUCGACAAAUAAGAAUACUUUUGGCAAUAAUACUGAAAUAUUAGAUUGUAUUGUUUGCGGCGAUCGAGCUACAGGCAAACAUUACGGAGCAAUAUCAUGUGAUGGUUGUAAAGGUUUUUUUAGACGAAGCGUACGAAAAAAUCCUAUUUAUGAAUGUCGAAAUCAAAAUAACUGUACAAUUGACAAAGAUAAACGUAAUCAAUGUCGUCAUUGUCGAUGGAAAAAAUGUAUUAGAAUGGGCAUGAAAAGAGAUGCUGUACAAAAAGAAAGAGAUCGUCUUGGGCGCCAACGCAAUCAUAACUAUAAUUCUCGAAUGGGUACAACAAAACCUGCGACACGCCUACGCGGUGAUGUUGAUGAGGAUGAUGAUCUUAGUAUUAUGGCACUGUUACGAGCUGAACAAACAGCUAAAGAAUAUAUUGGUCGACAAAUUCAACUUGAUCGACAUCCAUCGAAUACAGAACGUGUUCAAGCUACAUUAGAAACAAUAGGUAUAUCGAUGAAUUAUCAACUUCGAAGUUUAAUUGAAUGGGCAAAAGAUUUAAAAGGCUUUAUUGAAUUAUCCGAUAAUGAUAAAAUUGCUCUCUUACGUGGCCAUACUGGAGAAAAUCUUGUUUUGGGUCUUGCGUGUCGUUCUUUAAACUGUGAUGAUUAUUUACUUUUGGGUAAUCACUAUGUUAUACCACGAAAUACAUCUGAUCCUGGUUUAACUCGUGCAGCCGGAAGAAUUCUCGAUGAAAUUGUCAAACCAUUAAAAGAAAUUCAAUUAGAUGAAAAAGAAUAUGCUUGCUUAAAAGCAAUCGUUUUCUUUGAUAAUGAUAAUAAAUCCCUAUCAGAUCCUAUGCGUGUGAAAGAAUUACGUAAACGUGUACAGGUAAAUCUUGAAAUAUAUAUAAAUCAACAGAAACCUUUAAUGCGUGGACGUUUCGGCGAAUUACUAUUAUUAUUGCCUCCAUUACAAAAUAUAGCUCGAUUAAUGGUUGAUCUAGUUGCACGUUAUAAUCAAGAUACAAAACAAGUUGAUGAUCUUAUUAAUGAAAUGCUUUUAAAUAGGUAUCGUGAUGAUUGCCAAGAGUCGGCCAAAACAACUACAUUUAAUUCAAUACCUAUGAAUACAACUAAUACAUUAUCACCAAAUAAAUCAAUUUCAAAAGAGAACGAUCUAGAUUCUAAUGGAUCAUCGCUUGACACCGAUCUAGAAGAUAAUACAUCUCAGUCUCAAGAUAGUCAUCAAUAUCCAGAUCCAUCACUAGCUACACCAGUACCAAAUUCAGUUUUGAUCACUUCACAAGCAAUGAAUCAUGAUGAUAUUCGUAAUGUUUCAUUCACUGAACCUGGUGAUUAUCUACCAAGUGAUCUAUCACAUUUUCAUCUUCAUACAAAUUCUAUUACUGAUCCAAAUUUAAAUCAUCACAAUGCAUCAUUAUUUAAUAAUACGGUUAAUAAUAAUAAUAUUAAUGAGCUUCAUCAUGAACAGAAUUUUUCGUAUUGCUCCGCUACAUCCAAUGAUCGAUUACUAGUUCGGAAACGUUCAAAAGCAAUAAAAACACCAUCGUCAUUAUUAUCAGCAUCUAAUGACCCUACUUAUGAUCCAAAUGGUGAUAUUAACUUUUUAUACGAUCUCACCACACCACCAACAGUAAAUCGACAAUCUCUAUUGUCACAAUAUACUCACAAUCCUAAUUAUUUCCAUACCGAUUGGAACGAACGACCAUUAUUACCGAUUACAUCAAUAUCCAGCGUAUUUGAUCAUACUAAACCUGAAAAUGGGCAACAAAAGCUCCUACCAUGA